AUGGCUGUAGAGUUCAAGCUUUUAACUGGAAAAGAAAAUACUAGGCCGGAAAAAAUUCCAAUAAACGUUAACUGGAAUAAACCCUCUAGAGGUCUCAUCAAGCUCAAUAUUGGUGCCUCCUUCAAUGAGGACCAAUCACUCUAUGGAUUUGGUGGGGUGUUCAAAGACAACUAUGGCCAAUGGAUAGUUGGCUUUCAUGGAAACACCCCAGGAACUUCUGCACUUCAGGCAAAAUUAAUGGCCCUGAAUAUUGGUUUGAAAACUGCCAUUAGGCAAGGAUUUACAAAAUUAGAAGUAGAAACAGACUCAACCGAUGUUAUUACCUGUUUGGAUAAUGGAAUAAUAUUACUUGAUGAUAUUAUUAACGAGUGUAGGUUGUUAAUGGGACAAGUGAAGAUCCAGGGAGUACAUCACAUCUUCAGGGAGGCCAACAAGCCGGCACACAUGCUCGCUAAAGAAGGGCUGAGUGGCAACAACAACAUGGAUCUUAAUGUUAUCUACUAUGCACCUUAUUUUGUAACCAAUAUCUUGAAAUCAGACUAUGAAGGAAAGACUUAUGCCGUUAGGUUCUUUAACAAGGAUGUUUGCUCUAGGCUAGCAGCUUUUGGUAACAAAAAUAUCCUAAGGGGCAUGUUAUUAGUUUGUAAUAACCAAGUAGGUAAUGCCCCUCCCGGCAACAUGAACAACAUUAUCUCUACUAUUUCGUGA
Nicotiana tabacum (common tobacco) is the source of this 708-nucleotide messenger RNA. Lineage: Eukaryota; Viridiplantae; Streptophyta; Magnoliopsida; Solanales; Solanaceae. The record is from RefSeq and is a predicted model, not a curated record.